Molecule: messenger RNA, 1780 nt
Organism: Aplysia californica (California sea hare)
Lineage: Eukaryota; Metazoa; Mollusca; Gastropoda; Aplysiida; Aplysiidae
Molecular function (GO): protein binding
Source: RefSeq, a predicted model, not a curated record
AUGGGAAAUUUUCGUCAUUUCGACACUCAUCAACAUAAACAGCAGUUGUAAUCAGCCAUGGCAGGUAUACAAAAAUGGAUUCCUCCUUUGCCCCCGGGAUGGGAGGCUCGAUAUGAUCAAAACCAAAGGGCUUAUUUCUUCAUCAAUCAUGAGACGCGUACCACACAAUGGGACGAUCCUCGGUAUUCAACGCAGCCGGCUGCUCCAGCAGCAAAUGCCUCCCAAGCCGCUGCAUCCCUUGGCAUCAGAGGCGGUCCCAGCGAGCGAGGGGGACAUGCUAUGCAAGAGUUGUCCCCGCAUCAUCAGCCCCGCUCUCGAUCACACUCCGGCAGUCGCUCUCACCAUCAUCAGCAACAUCACCAGGAGUCCAGCAUGAUGGAUCGGCAAAACGCAUCGGCGCUGGUGCUGGAAAAACUCAAGAGGGACUACCCCAGCGCUACUAUAGAGCUGUUGGCGGACCUCUACCGUGUUUGCCAUGGGAAUGAGAGAGAGCUGAGAGAACAGCUAAAUGACCUUGGAUUUGGUGGCAGUCAAUCAGCCAGCCAUGGAGCAUCUCCCAGUCGGCGCACGCAGGAACAGCCGCGUCACUCAAGGGCACAACAUCAGCCACAGCCACAGCCACAGCCACAGCCACAGCCGCAGCAGCCAGCCCGGAGACGGGAGUUGUCGGCCGCUGAGAAAAACAGAGCACGGAGAGCUCCCGCCCUUCUACAAGAGUGAGCAGUGCGAGCACAACUGCGAGCAGCUCAUCUCGAUCUACAGUUAUCUCCCCUCCCCCUGGGAGCCUGGAGCCAGCCGGUCUCGGAGAUGAAGAAAGUCUUCGACCUCAGAGCAUUCAAAGUGCUCAGCGCAAUGGCCAAUCCAGGUCGCCGAGCCGUCAGACGACCCCGACCCGGACUGGUCCCGCAACUGUGUCGACCAUAUUUGUCGGAACUCGCACAUCGUCGGCCCCCACUGCCGCCAGCGGCCUUGUGGGUUGGGGAGAUGCGGGGUCCAGUCGUGGAGCCUCCCCGUCUCACCAGCCUCAGCACGUUAGAGCAAAGCAGGUCACCAAAAUGAGCGAGCACCUGGUGAACACCACCAACGACCUGCUCAACCACCUGGCCAGCACCGCCUCUUGCUGCACCCGGGAGGAGGAGGAAGUGGUUGUCGUGGAGACGGAGGCCGAGAGCCGGAGAGGAACUAGGGCGCCCAAGCCUCGGAACGCCGCGGCCGCAACUGUCGUGACCGCUCAACCCCGCGUUGACCAGCGAAUCAGGUCCGAAUACCAGACGGAGGUCAAGGGGCCUGAUGCCAGCCUCCGUAAAGGCCCGGACAGCUCGUUGCUGACGUCCGACUACACCCAAGCUCACGGCCCCGACAAGACCCUUCAUGACGGACCGGACCGUAGCCGCGUCUGUGGACCCCAGGGGGCCACUGGGCCGGACCCGCUGCUCCGAUGUGGCCCUCAGAGUUCUCUCCACCAGGGACGGGAUAUGUCCAUGGUCAGCCCGUCCGGCGUUCUCAUUUCAAAUGUUUGAAGUCCACGCCUCUCGUGUGACUCCUACUUCUGCGUCUCUUGCACAACUUUAAAUGAAUGAACGUGUAUGGAUUUGCUAUGCUCAAGAUUUGUGCACUUUACCCAUGUUGCAACACUGCCUGGAACUAGAUUGACUGCUCAGUGUAAGACUGGGUCAUAAGUGGCGUUGGUGGCUUAGUGGCUAGGCUCUCAGACUCGCAAUGGCAAGAUCGCGGGUUCGAAUCCCAUCAGGGGCCCGGCGUUACACAAAUUUUCCUCACU